Messenger RNA from Chroicocephalus ridibundus (black-headed gull), 2705 nucleotides. It is a transcript of the gene DFFB, whose product is annotated as DNA fragmentation factor subunit beta. The transcript is spliced from 7 exons. Gene Ontology annotation, biological process: apoptotic DNA fragmentation; apoptotic process. NCBI's taxonomy places the organism in Eukaryota, Metazoa, Chordata, Aves, Charadriiformes, Laridae. Gene Ontology annotation, cellular component: nucleus; cytoplasm. Gene Ontology annotation, molecular function: DNA endonuclease activity. Bases 19 to 1017 code for a protein of 332 amino acids. The record is from RefSeq and is a predicted model, not a curated record.
GGCCCGGCGGCGGGAGCGAUGGCGGAGGGGCUGCGGCCGUUCCGGCUGCGCGGGCGCGGAGGCCCGCAGAAGUUCGGUGUGGCGGCCGGGAGCCUGCGCGGGCUCCUGCGGAAGGGCUGCCGGCUGCUGCAGGUUCCCUUGGCAGGCAGCCGGCUCUGCCUCUACGAGGACGGGACGGAGCUGACCGAGAGCUACUUCCGCGCCCUGCCGCCGCAGACGGAGCUGGUGCUGCUGGGCCCCGGGGAGAGCUGGCGGGGAUGUGCCAGCGACAUCGAGCAGUUCCUGGCCGCCUUUUCCAGCCAGAGAGAUGCUGUGGUGGAGGCAGCGCGGAAGCUGCUCUCGGAUGAGCGAGCCCCCAGGAGGCAGAAGCUGCUGGCGGAUCUCAUCCACAACCUGAGUGAAAACAUCCUGGCUGAGGAGAGGGGGGAUGACGAGAAAUGGUUUGAAGGUCUAGAGUCUCGUUUUAAGAAUAAAUCAAGCUACAUGCGAUACAGCUGUGAAAGCAGAAUACGAAGCUACAUGAAAGAGGUUAGUAGUUUUAUUUCAAAUGUUCAUCCUACAGCAAGAGAUGCAUAUAAAGGGAUAAUUGACCUGAUGUCAGACAAACUGAAAUCCGUGAAGUAUAACGGAUGCUACUUUGACAGAAGAGAGGAGGAGGCAGCCCGCCUGUGCACUACGGAGGGAUGGUUCUCUUGUCAGGGGCCCUUCGACAGAGAUGACUGCCCAUGUAAGCAUUCUAUCAACCCCUACAGCAACAGGGAAAGCAGAAUCCUCUUCAGUACCUGGAAUCUCGAUCACAUAAUAGAGAAGAAACGUGCUGUUGUCCCAGAACUGGCAGAAGCUGUCAAAACACGAGAUGGAAGAGAAGUGAACUGGGAAUACUUCUAUCAGCUGCUGUUUACCGUGCAUAAUUUAAAACUUGUACAUAUUGCUUGCCAUAAGAAAACCAAUCAUAAUCUCAGCUGUGACAAAACGAAAAUUUACAGAAAAGGGAAGCAAAACCACGAGAUUUCGUAGUGCUAUCUCUGGAAGUGCCUUCUGCUUUUUUCAAAAAUCACAUCACGUGGUAUCAUUUUUAAAUAGCUCUAGUUUCUUAAACAAAAGCUUAUUUAGGAGUCCCUGGCAAAAGAGACUUGCUAAGUGAUUCAAUCUCACAACACAUACAUUCAGAUCAUGCCUAAUUCUACUCUCCUGCCUUCUCACUUACUACGAGCCUUCCUCAGAUCAUGCUGUGUUCAGUGUGAUAAAAUACAGCUGUGAGUCAGAGUAUAAAAAUAAGGCCAGAUGCUGAUUAUGCCCUACGAUCUCUUUCUUGCCAUAACAAAUGUAGGCCCAAAACUCACAGUGCACAGAAACAAAACUCAGAUGAAAUGUUUCUUAAAAGACGAUCUCAGGGCGCUUGUAGAUUCACAUUUCUCAAAGCCAAACAAAGCAUACUUUAGAAGAACGAUUUUGCUCUGUGCCUUUUCCAGGCAGCCAACCGCUAUAUUUCAGGUAUGGCAAAGGACGAUGCAGUGACGCAGCCACUGGCUCUUCUGUGCCAAAAUAUCUGUGCUCAUCUGUCCCAUUUGCUGCUGCUUUCAAUCUGCGUCUCCUAGAAGGAAGAGCAAGGCCAGGGCAUAUCUUUGCUUUUACCACCUUUGUUCUCUGACAGCUUUCCCAUUGAUUUCCCUCUCCUUUCAAACACUUUCUGCCUCUUUAGCUUGAGUUUGCUUGAAGCAAUACAAGCAGUGUUACUGUAUAAUAAUCAUGUUUACCUGCUGCUUUAGCGAAUAUUGCUUUUGUAAAACACUUCCUACCUCAGGUAACAAAAUACAAAUAGAUCCAUUUUUACUUGAUUUUUUUAAGAAAAUACCGGCUGAUAGCAACUGAACUUUUAGAGACUGUAAGUGUAAACAACAUGAUUUUUUUUUUUUAAUAAAAAAAAUGACCACCAUCUUUCUGUGUGUGUAUGUGGAGGCAGAGGUGCACGACUGGUUAAUGAGGUGUAAUACAGCACGGCCAACACAGACCAGAAAGACUGAGCAGAGGGAAACGUGUUUAUCAAUGGAGCGCUGGCUACUUACUGCUGUGUAAAUAACAUCACUCCUCUCUAGGGAAGAGCUGUUUUCCCCCAUGUCGCUGGUCCUCUUCCUUACCCGGGCAAAUCCAGUUAGUCCACACAGCGUUCUGUUAAGAUAGUAUUGCUGUGUGAGCCGUAACUUACCUCAGUCUUAGAACUGCAGGAGCUUUGUACAGAGAGUAUUGAUUUACUUUAAACAACAAACUCAAUUCCCCUCCCAAACAUUUCAAUAUGAAAAGUAAGUAGGUGCAUUUUAAAUACAGAAUUUCUAACACCAAUGCAUUGAGUUGAUCCUUCCAGAUUGCUUUACUGAAUAUACGUCAUCAGUAACUAAGAUGGAAACGCAGACUACACUGUUUUGACAUUGGGGACGGCAUCACAGCUAAGAUUCUGAUGACAAACACAAUGUCAUCUGUAUGGCACACUUCCUACAAACUGAAAAUCACCAUUCUGCACAGUGCUGAAACUAAAAUGACUGACUGUGUGCGAAGACAUAUUUGCUAGAAAGAGAUGGUAGCAAAUAUGGCAUUUAAGAAAAGCUGGGGGAGCUACUUCAAGAUGGAGUUGUGCUGAAAACCGUGAAUAUGCUAUUAAAAAAUUAGAUUUUUCUGUGUUACAGAAUUAGAGUGAAAAGGAGCCAAGA